Messenger RNA from Acanthosepion pharaonis, 897 nucleotides. The record is from the annotation of a GenBank genome assembly. NCBI's taxonomy places the organism in Eukaryota, Metazoa, Mollusca, Cephalopoda, Sepiida, Sepiidae.
AUGGUCACGUGUUUCUGCAUCUGCUGUUAUCCAUAUCUGCGUCGGGCCUGUUCCUGGCUUGUUCCCGGCCUGUUCCUGGCCUGUUCCUGGCCUGUUCCCGGCCUGUUCCCGGCCUGUUCCCGGCUUGUUGCCGGCCUGUUCCCGGCCUGUUCCCGGCUUGUUCCCGGCCUGUUCCCGAUUGUUCCCGGCUUUUUCCCGGCCUGUUCCUGGCUUGUUCCUGGCUUGUUCCCAGCUUGUUCCCGGCCUGUUCCCGGCUUGUUUCACCCUGUUGCAUACAAAUUGGUGACGAAAGAACGACUAGUCUCUCUCUCUAUAUAUCUGCCUUUUUUGUUUUUGUUUAUCUCUCUCUCUCUCUCUGUCCAUCUCUCCCUUUUUUGUUUUUAUAUCACUUUCUCUCUACCUCUCUCUCUAUAUAUAUCACUAUCUUCUCAAUUUAUCUCUCUCUCUCUCUUAUUCUCUCUUUUUUCUAUACGUAUUUCUGUCUUUCUUUAUCUCUCUCUACCUCCCACUUUCUUCUCUCUUUAUCUAUCUAUCUAUCUAUCUAUCUAUCUAUCUAUCUAUCUCCCUUCUUCUUCUUCCUCUCUCUUUCUACUCUUUCAUUCUUUUCUUCCUCUUUCCUCUCUCUCUUUCCCCCUCACUCAUGUCGCCUUUGCUUUCUUUUCUCUUUCCCCUGCCAUCAUUAUUUCCCUUUCCCUCAUUCUCUCUCUCUCUCUCUCUCUCUCUCUCUCUCUCUCAGUCGUCUAUUUUGUCCUCUUUCUCAAGAAGCGACCCAUUUGCAUACCUCAUUUUCCCUCAGAAAUUACUACGCGUUGGCCUCUUUCAUUCCCAGCGCUAUUUUCUGCGUUUUUACUGUUUGCCUAUCUACUGCUUACUGUGCAGUCUCUUUCGGAUGCUUAA